Messenger RNA from Haliotis rufescens (red abalone), 3575 nucleotides. RefSeq names its product ATPase family protein 2 homolog. The record is from RefSeq and is a predicted model, not a curated record. The transcript has 15 exons. NCBI's taxonomy places the organism in Eukaryota, Metazoa, Mollusca, Gastropoda, Lepetellida, Haliotidae. Bases 76 to 2637 code for a protein of 853 amino acids. Gene Ontology annotation, cellular component: cytoplasm. Gene Ontology annotation, molecular function: ATP hydrolysis activity; ATP binding.
AAAAGUGUCAUGGCUGCAACCAUGUGUGUUUGGGAUAAUACGUUUUCUUUCACGUUUUUAACUUCAUAAACAGAAAUGUCGAAAAAACAGAAAGGUCGAAAGACCGAUUGGACCGAAUGUGUGAAGUGUAAACUAAUUGUCAGUGAUCGUGAUGUCAAUAUUCACAGAGAGCAAUGCGGCGUCCAAAGUUGCAGUCAUGGUUUUGUGAAAGACGGUAUUUUGAAUGGAGUUAUCUCCCCCUUCUUGGCUUCAGCAGAUCUGAAGGUGCCAAAGACACAUGAGGAUAACAUAAUUGCUGUACAUCCCAGCACUAUGCUACUAUGUGGCCUUGCUAUAGGAAAACCCUGUGUCAUCAACUCCAAAGUUGUGAAGAUGUGUUGGCCGUCGACUGUUGGGAGUUUAACUGGUGUCUACGUUGAUGAGAAAACCUUAGCUGACAUAGGCAGCAGCAAGGAGGAUGUCGUCACAGUGGAAAGUUUUGGUGGGAUGGAGGCACAUGUUGAAGAAAUUAUAUUAGAAUCCAAAGAAUGGAGACCAGUUUACUCUGAUAAAAACUGCAGGAACAACUUCAAACAUAAACUGUUGAACAGAUAUUUGUGUGAAGGAAACAGAGUUACAUUUUCAUAUUUUGGGCAGCUUUGUGAAUUUCAAGUAAAAUCCUUGAAAACAGUGGUUCAUCAACCAUGUCAUGUUGAAGUGACACCUGUCAGUCAGCCAGAUUUGUCCUUAUCUGACAGCCUUGCCAGUCUCAAUUUAUCAGACAUUUCAUUCACUGAGUCGAAGGAUGAAUCCAGUCAGUCAGACUCCACCUGCUCCAGCAUGAACCAAUCAGCUUCAACACCAAAAACACCUGACAGCAAAACCAGCGCAGGGGAAAUCAUCAGUCCGCGAUCGUUCCAAACUCCCGUUAUUGAUAGAAAACGGAAGUCAAGGAAAUAUGAGAAGUUUUGUAAAGUUGUGUCAAGUACAAAGGUGACUAUAGUGGAUGCCAGUGUUAGGGAGGAUGUUGAUGUUGCACGCGAUGCUGGAGUCGUCUUGGAUGACAUCGGAGGCUUGUCUGAGCAAGUGAAACAGAUAAGGGAGAUGCUGCAGAUUCCGCUAACGAACCCGGAGCUAUUCAAGUCUUAUGGCCUUGUACCCCCAAGAGGUGUCCUGAUCCACGGGCCGUCCGGCACAGGGAAGACCCUGCUAUCUCGAGCAGUGGCAGCCAGCCUCAACAUCAGCGUCCUGCAAGUUACAGGCCCACAGAUCUGGAGCAAAUUCUUUGGAGAAACAGAAAGUAAACUGAGGAAUAUUUUCAAGUCUGCCCAAGAAAUGGCCCCAAGCAUCAUUGUAAUAGACGAACUCGAUGCAUUGUGUCCCAAGAGAGACAACUCUAACAGUGACCUUGAGAAGAGGGUGGUCGCCAGUCUGUUGACCCUUAUGGAUGGGAUCGAUUUCAGCAGUGACAAGAUGGUGGUUGUGCUUGGGGUGACCAGUAAGCCGGACGCUCUCGACACUGCCCUGAGACGCCCUGGUCGGUUUGAUCGGGAGGUAGAGGUGGGAGUCCCCACUGCCAGACAGAGGCUAGAGAUCCUGGAGAAGCUGUUGAAGAGGACCCCCAACACGCUGACCACAGAGGAGCUGACGGAUGUUGCAGACGCUGCUCAUGGCUUUGUAGGGGCUGACCUGGUGGCCAUCUGUAAAGAAGCUGGCUUACAUGCAGUGAAGAGGAAGAUGCAGACUGGGAACAAGCAGCUGGUGAUAUGCAGGGAGGAUGUAGUGUACGCCUUGUCCACUGUCCAGCCCAGUGCCAUGAGGGAGGUGCAGCUGGAGGUGCCCAAGGUCCUGUGGUCAGACAUUGGUGGCCAGGCCGAGUUGAAGUUAAAGCUGAAACAGGCAAUAGAGUGGCCCCUAAAACACCCCGAGUCCUUCCAGAGGCUAGGCAUCAACCCUCCCAAAGGCCUGCUCAUGUAUGGGCCCCCCGGAUGCUCCAAGACUAUGAUAGCUAAAGCUCUGGCCACAGAGAGUGGCCUCAACUUUAUUGCUGUCAAGGGCCCCGAGCUGUUCAGCAAGUGGGUGGGGGAGUCUGAGCGUGCCGUGAGGGAAGUGUUCAGGAAGGCUCGGGCUGCUGCUCCUGCUAUCAUCUUCUUUGAUGAGAUAGAUGCCCUGGCUGUGGAGAGAGGGAGCUCAUCUGGAGGCAGCAAUGUGGCGGACCGUGUUCUAGCACAGCUGCUGACGGAGAUCGACGGAGUUGAGAAGCUGCAGGAUGUCACCAUUGUUGCUGCCACCAACAGACCGGACAUGAUAGACCAGGCCCUGCUGCGUCCAGGGAGAAUUGAUCGGAUCCUGUACGUUCCCUUGCCCGCCCCAGACACACGGAAGGAAAUAUUUCAGCUGCAUCUGCAGCGGAUGCCCGUUGACGAGGAUGUGAAUGUGGAUGGUCUGGUUGAGGAGACCGACAGAUACUCAGGGGCUGAGGUAUCCGCAGUGUGUCACGAGGCAGCACUGUUUGCUCUACAGGAAGACAUCCACAGCUCUGUUGUGCGACACAGACAUUUCACAGAGGCUCUGUGCACAGUGAAGCCUCGCAUCAGUCACCAGAAGCUGCUGUUUUAUGAGACAUACAGUGAACAGAGUGGCCUGCAUGCUGUAUAACUGCAGCUGCCAAGUGUUGCUUGUGAGGUGCUGUAUGCCCGGAGAGCAGAGGGUCAGUGGUUAGAUCCCUAGCCACGUCUUUAAAAGAUGGUACUUGUUGUUACCUUGCCUGGAGUUUGUCGUUGAGGGUAUACUGUGUCUGAGUGUGGUAUCCAUGUAAAACUGCGGCAUGGUAUCUCAGUGGGCUAGCACGAUAAUAUUGGCUUAGUCGAGACCAGUACAAGCAGCCACAAAUAUACACGCAUGUCGCUGUGUAAGUGCAAUAAUCUUGAACAUGACGUUACACCCAUUUCACUUCAAAUCACUUCUGUGUCAAACAACAAAACACAAUACACACACACACUGUCCGAGGAAAUUUGAGUAUUCAGUAUUCGAUAUCUAUGUGAGGACACACACCAUAGACACUAUGUAUGCAACUGUAAUUAUCAACCAUGGUCAUACCUGUGUGAAGAAGCUAUAAUAUCCAUUGUCUAAAUGGGGAAAUACACACCAUGUAUGCAACUGUAAUUAGUUCAUGUGUCUGUGAAGAACUGACAAGAUCGCCUGUCUGAAAAGAGUAUAUCUCAACACGUUGUUUCUAUUCUAUCAUCCAAUAUUGGUUAUGGCAGAUAUCGCCUUUUUUUAAGUUAAAGCAACAUUUGUUUGACGAAACAGUUGUUUGUUUGUGCCAAUAUCUAUGGCGGGACGACAUGCCUAUUGUAUGGUCAUGGCAUCACAGUAGUUCUACACUUGCACUGUGCUGGCGCGCAGGUGCAGGAAAAUGCAUACAAAAACACAUUUAUUUUGUAGCAUGAUUUUUUAUGAUAAACACAAUCUCACCCUUGUGUGUCUAUUCGUGUUUUUGGUGUUCAUCUCCUUGGGACAUUAUCCCAAUGAUUUCAAGAUGGUCUGUACAGUAGUCAUGAGUUCCAAAUGUACUUCAGGCCCUGGCUACUGGC